CAUAGGAAGGCUAACCUCGUCCUGUGUACCAAGCGGUCUCAGUUCAGCGGUCUACCUUUCACUGGUCUUCAAGCCUUCGGUCAAGAUGAGUGAUAAGCCAGACUUGUCUGAAGUGGAGAAGUUUGACAAGUCAAAACUGAAGAAAACUAACACUAAAGAAAAAAACACUCUUCCCUCAAAGGAAACUAUUUGGGUCUUUGAUCUCAUCCCUAAUGAGCCAUGCAAACUGUGGUUUUGGCCUUCUCUACCUGAUGACAAGAUGAGCUAUCCAGCAGGAGAAAGAGUGUGGUCAAACAUCGUAAGAUGGGGAUCUCCUUGCAAGAGCAAAUUUCAACAUUGCUUGAGUGUCUUGAUUUUGGUAAAACUUUGUAGAGAUUUUAGGCAUCUUCUGAUGUCUUCUCACCCACAAUCCCUGGCUAAGAGGUCAGGGGUAGCCUACGUUCCCUGACAUUCAUUUUAAAACUUCCAUUGGUGCGUAAAUUCCAGCUGGCAGAUGCUGUCAAUAAUCUAACCGUUGAUGACCUUUGUGCUUGUAGUCUUUGCACCCCCUACCGGAUAAGCCACUUUUAACUUUCUACAAUGGUUCCCUCUAUUGCUUUAUAAUCUUCAUGAAGUUGCAUGCUUUUGCAUCUUCUCACAGUUUAUUUUCAUUUGUAAUGGAGCAAUAAAAUAAUAAAUAUAAUCAGUAUGUUUAUAAUAGGCUCCCGUGGUUCAUUCCUGGUGGUCUUCUAAGGAAUGAAAGUACACAAGGGUACUUUUCAGCCAAAAAAAAUGGGUGCAGGAAAGCUGCUUCAGCAGAUUUGGCACAAGGGAAAGGCCUUCCUCUGAUCUGGACAGAAGAGGGCCUUUGGGGAUUGUGUGGCUGAACCAUACUGACUCCAUUUUGUCAGCUCCAUCUUAGUCCACACAGUCCUAACUCCUCCCCUUUCCACGUGACUGAGCUUUAGCCUAAUUUACAAGGAGUGAGUCCAAGCCAGAUGAGUUCCCUAUCAACUUUUACCCUUGCCUUCAUCUGAUAUGAAACCUGGAAGAGUGCCUUUUGCUGACAUAGAUGGUUAAUGGUCAUGAGACCCCUGGGGAGAGGAAAAAACUCCUAUUCCAGUUGGUGCAGACGUGCUUCUUUCUUGGUAGUCAGAUUCUACUUUUAGCUUUGGCCCCUUUAAAUUCCUCUGUACCCUUUUUGGCAGUGCAGUGUGCAGUGCAGCUGUGAAUGCCUCUGGAUUAUCUGUCUGCCCUAUCUAUCGUGCCUGUAUGUAAGUUACCCACAGAAAACUUCAUAAUUGCACUUUAUGGAGCUGCUCGCUUCAUUUUUCAGUCUCAAAGUUCCUUCUCAGUUUGUAGGAUAUUAUUCAGUAUGUCU
Molecule: messenger RNA, 1360 nt
Organism: Balaenoptera musculus (blue whale)
Lineage: Eukaryota; Metazoa; Chordata; Mammalia; Artiodactyla; Balaenopteridae
Product: thymosin beta-15A
Exons: 4
Coding region: 86-448 (120 amino acids)
Biological process (GO): actin filament organization; regulation of cell migration
Cellular component (GO): cytoplasm
Molecular function (GO): actin monomer binding
Source: RefSeq, a predicted model, not a curated record